UACAAUCAGAUAGAAACAAUAUCAUCCUUGCAUUAACAAUGGGUCUCCCUUACUCAAGACACGAUGCUGAAGAGGCAAUACGGGCAGGUGAUAAACGAAGGCUACAGCAUAUUCUACAAAGCCCACUGAAGUGCUUUUCACGUUCAACAUUGUUGUUGAGGGCCUGUGGUAUACAAAAAGAACGAGACAUUGAUAGGGCCGUAUUACAAUUAUUGAUUGAAUAUGGCGGUGAUAUAAAUGCGAAAAACAAAGACGGACAGACUGCAUUAUUACUAAUUAUAAAGACGGGAACAAUAGAGAAUCUGAAAAUAUUGAUUGCUGGUGGAGCAGAUGUAAAUACAACAAACUCAGAUGGGGAGACUGCAUUGAUGUAUGCAAUUUUGUACAGAUCUAAUGAACAUGCUGAAAUGUUGAUUGCCGGUGGGGCAGAAGUUAAUACUGCAGACAAAAAUGGAAAUACGGCAUUAAUGUAUGCAAUUGAUAGGAAAUCCACCAAGUGUGUUGAAAUGUUGAUUGCCAAUGGGGCAGAUGUGAAUAUUGUAGACACAUAUGGGAGGAGUGCAUUGAUGUUUGCAAGUAUGCAUGAUUUAAGUGAGUGUGUUGAAAUGUUAAUGGCAGGUGGAGCCGAUGUUGCAGACGAAGAUGGCAAGACUGCUUUAAUGUAUGCAAUUAUUAAGGAAUCCACUAAAUGUGUUAAAAUGUUGAUUGCAAGUGGAGCAGAUGUAAAUGCUGCAGACAAAUAUGGCAAGACUGCAUUGAUGUUUGCAAGUAAGCAUUAUUCGAGUGAAUGUGUGGAAAUGUUGAUAGAUGGUGGAGCAGAUGUAAAUGCAGCAGACGAAGAUGGGAUGACUGCAUUGAUGUUUGCAAUUGAGCAUUAUCCAAGUGAAUGUGUUGAAACGUUAAUUGCCGGUGGAGCAAACUCUAAUACUGCAACCAAAGAUGGGAAGACUGCAUUAAUGUUUGCAAUAAGGAAGCCUAUGAAUGCCUCUGAAUGUGCGAAAAUGAUAAUAUCAAGUGGGGCAGAUGUAAAUACUGCUGACAACUCUGGAAAGACUGCAUUAAUGUAUGCAGUUGAAAACAUUUUGGUACCACAUAAGUGUAUUAAAAUGUUGAUUGCUGGUGGAGCUGAUGUAAAUACUGCAGACAAAUAUGGGAAAACUGCAUUAACAAGAGCAUUAUUUCCAUUGACUUUUCCAAGUGGAGUUGGGAGUGCCUGUGGAGGAUAUGUUAACAUAUUAGCCGAAGAUCAAAUGUUAAUGAAUGAAAUGUUGAGGAAUUCCACUGAGAAUAUGAACACGUUAAUUGCAAAUGGAGCAGUCAUUAACGUUGCAAACAAAAGUUUAUUUCAAUCUAGAUAUUUCAAAACAACCAUACCGUAUUGUAUAGAUAUUACAUUUGGAACUGAAGACCCUGGUCAUCUGCGUCUUAGAGCGAUAUGUGAGGAACAUAAUAUUACCGUUAAAACAAAAACUGAAUUAAUCAACGCUAUUCAAAGUAGAAAACUGAGCCUGAAAUGUCAAGCUAGAAUGCGUUUGUUUAAAACAAUGGGAAUGGAUUGUGACAAAUACGUAAAUACCAUUGACAGUUUAAUAUAUGGAGGAAGCUUGCCUUCAGAUUUGAAAGAUUUCAUGAUGUUUAACAAUGAAGUGUCUGAGAUGAUGCUUCUAAUUAGAAAUUAUUGAUGAGGGGAUCUUUACCCAAUUGAAAGUACACACACCUGGAAACUAUUUUCCAUGUAAACGAUGGGUUCUUGGACAGAUUGAUAUUUUAAGCAUCUUGACUAGUUUACUUUAAGGACAAUAUAGCAUUGAAAAAACAUAGUAUUGAAAAGCAACUCUAUUUGAACAACACAAAAAAGUACAUUUUUAUUAAUGGUACAACGAGUAUUAGAAGCCUAAAUUCAAACUCGUUAUUCCCUUGCCUUGCAUGGAUCAAUUUUGUUAAAAAUUUCCCAUAUGUCUAAGAUUAGCACUACCAAAUAAAUUGAAUAUUACCAUACUACUCGUAAACUAUAUAUAUAGACUAUAUUGGUCCCCGAAUGAACUUAUUAUAUUAUUAUUACCAAAUUGUUCCACGCCUGGCAACGGAAUAUCGAGAUUAAAUUUUG
Messenger RNA from Owenia fusiformis, 2107 nucleotides. The record is from the annotation of a GenBank genome assembly. NCBI's taxonomy places the organism in Eukaryota, Metazoa, Annelida, Polychaeta, Sabellida, Oweniidae.